GCUGGGCUAGACGGGCGCGCUCUCGGGGGCGGGGUGGGGGGGGGAGACAGUCCGGGUCCCAGCCCUCCGCGCGGGUGGGCUCGGAGCAGGCCGCACCGGGCAGCAACCCCACUCUCACCCCGGAGGCCCCCUGCCCUUUCUCCCCCUUUCCCCCCGGCCCAUGGUGCGAGGCUGGGAGCCGCCGCCCGGGCCGGACUGCGCUAUCUCUGAAGGGCACAAAUCAGAAAGCACCAUGCCUCCUAAUAAAGAGGCCAGCGGUCUUAAUAGCUCCCCUGCGGGGCUCAUCUGUCUCCCUCCAAUCUCUGAGGAGCUACAACUUGUGUGGACCCAAGCAGCCCAGACCAGUGAGCUGGAUGGCAAUGAACACCUGCUACAAACCUUCAGCUACUUUCCCUAUCCCAGUUUAGCAGACAUUGCCCUUCUCUGCCUACGCUAUGGGCUGCAGAUGGAGAAAGUCAAGACUUGGUUCAUGGCCCAGCGCCUCCGCUGUGGCAUUAGCUGGUCAUCCGAAGAAAUUGAAGAGACUCGAGCCCGAGUAGUCUACCAUCGGGACCAACUCCAUUUCAAAUCCCUUCUAUCUUUUACUCAUCAUGCAGGGCGGCCCCCAGAGGAGGUGCCUCCUUCUCCAAUGCCACCUCCAGAACAAGUUGGUCUUGGAAUAGUUCCUCUGACUCUUAGCGAGCCCACCCAGAUGAAAGGAUUGAAGGUAGAGCCCUCAGAGCCCUCGGAGCCACUGAGUCACCAGAAAGCAAAGGAGCCCCUGAUGGCACCUGGCAGUGGGGCAUUCCCCCACCAAUCACAGUUUUGGCAGGAUCUUCAAAGCAGUGGCCUCUCUAAGGAGCAGGCAGGCAAGGGUCCCGACCAGUCACACGGCCUAGGUACUGCUUCCUGCAACCACUCCACAGCUGUCCACCAGCCCCGUGCUCGGGAUAAGCCCCCACCCGUCUCAUUACCUGCCAGUAGUUGUAAGAAGGAGUCAGCAUCUAAUGUGACUCCUCCUUCCUCUACCUCUUCUUCCUCUUUCCAGGUACUGGCUAAUGGAGCUACUGCCACCUCUAAACCCCUCCAGCCACUGGGCUGUAUCCCACAGCCACUGUCACCCAAUGAACAGGCACUACGCCCACAGCUGGAGCCAGCCUGGCCCCAGGGGCUAAGGCAUAACUCAGCACCCGGUAGGGUUGGCCCUGCAGAGUACCUUUCCCCAGAUAUGCAACGCCAGCGAAAGACCAAGCGCAAAACCAAAGAGCAGCUGGCUAUCCUCAAAUCGUUUUUUUUACAGUGCCAGUGGGCACGGCGUGAGGAUUACCAUAAAUUAGAGCAGAUCACUGGUUUACCUCGGCCUGAGAUUAUUCAGUGGUUUGGUGACACACGCUAUGCCUUGAAGCAUGGGCAACUAAAAUGGUUUCGGGACAACGCAGUACCUGGUGCCCCUAGUUUCCAGGAUCCAGCAAUUCCCACACCACCACCUUCAACCCGCUCCUUGAAUGAAUGGGCUGAGACACCACCUCUGCCGAUCCCCCCACCCCCACCGGAUAUACGACCCUUGGAGAGGUACUGGGCAACCCACCAACAGCUACGGGAAAGUGAUAUCCCUCAACUGAGUCAGGCAUCAAGGCUUAGCACCCAGCAGGUACUGGAUUGGUUUGACUCUCGAUUACCUGAGCCAGCUGAAGUGGUGGUUUGUCUAGAUGAAGAGGAGGAAGAGGAGGAGGAAGAACUGCCAGAAGAUGAUGAGGAUGAAGAGGAGGAGGAGGAAGAUGACGACGACGAUGAUGAUGAUGUGAUCAUCCAGGACUGAGGGGGCACUGGGGGAGGGGAGGUCUGUUACUAAAAGACGAACCAACUUAGUAACUGUUUAAACAAAGAAACCACAUUUUUUUACUUACCUUGUGGCAAAGAACUGAAAAGCUUUGUGUUUCUGAGGGUGGGGGACAGCGGGAUGUAGUAAGGGUGGACCAGGGAGGAUGAUCAUGGAGGACAAAGCAAGGUGGGGAUUGGAUGGGCAGAAAUCCAGGCCUCCAGCCUCAAUGAGAAGAGUGCUGUGGGUCUGGUCCAAACUAUGGGGCCGGGAAAAGGCUCUUGCUCUCCUCGUAUCUGCUGUUCUUUCCCCUUAGUGUACUACAGAGAGGCCAAGCUUUGGCCUGCAUCUAUGGAGGACUAGAAAGGAGGAGUAAAGAUUCCAGUACAUCCCCCAGUCCCACCCCACCAUUUUCCUUGGAAUAUAAGGCUGCGUUGCACCCCUUCUUUUCUCUCUGAGCACAAGUCCACACAUAAUGCAGCCAAGAAUCUCGGUAUGUCCCAGUCAAUCACAAAUAUUUCCUUUUCCUUAUACCAGCUUGACUUUAUAUGUUUUCCUGCUGCUUUAUUGAGUCACACAGGGAGCAGAAUAUUUUCAUUUCUAAUACUGGACCACUAUGCCUUGUACCUUUUUAUCUUUCCAAAACCCCCAUUCUGUUCACUAUUUGUCUCAGGGUAAAUCUUCCCCCCGGAGCUUGUGAAAAAGUUUAAUAAUUGGGUGGAGAAUAAUUUAGACUGGAUAUUUAUUGGAGGUGGGAAUUAGGGGAGAUGUCCUUUAAAAAAAGUAGAAUUAGAUUACAGAGGGGUAGAGAGGAGAGGGAAUGGUUUCUACUGUUCGGAAGGACAGUGCAGGUAGGUUCCAGGUUUGGUUUUACAAACUUGACAGUCCCUCCUGCCUAGCUUGACAGAGACUGAUUUUUUUUUUUUCAGAGACUGAUUUUUUUAAUCUUUUUGGUGUUGGUUUAAUGUGUCCAAAAAAGAGACUUUUCCCUCACUUUAUACGAUCUGUCUUGGAGACAGAGGGACCAUGGUCCUUAACUGAAUUAAUUGAUGUUUUAGAAUGGUUUUCAUCAGUUGGGGUCAGAUAUAAAGGUAUCAGUGGGUUAACCAUCUAGAAAUAAAAGAGUGGAAGCCCCAAAUUGCUAGAAUAAUAAUAAAAAGGCCAAAAAUAAAAUUGUUUCUCUCACCUCCGCUUUGCCACUUCUAUGGUUUAGAGAUUAAUGGAGCCAAAUCCAUUAACUUUCUGAUUUAGUAUACUUUUUAUAUAUUUUUGAAGCGGCAGGAUAUACUGAGGUAAAGUAAAAGAACAAAAACUUGAAAAGUUAGUAGAUCAGUAUCUAUCACUAGGCAGACUGUUUUCUGCACCUGCUACAGCACAGGCUCUUGUUCAGAAGAGAGGGAGUUUAGAAAUGCCUUUAAAAUAAAUUCAGUUUCAGAAAGGGUAGUGGGAUCCUAUUCAGUUACAAAGUCAUUCCCAAGACCAAAUUUAUUUCUGGCAGGUGCUAUGUUUACAUUUUUCCAAUAUUUUUGCUUAAGGUAUGCCUACCAGUGGCCUACCCAUUUAAUCCCUCAUUUCUACCGCUUAGUACCCAAAGAAGAAUAAAUGUUUGAUCUCAGUGGUAGUGUUCUUUGCCCAUUCCACCAUUUGAGAGCUUGUAAUACCAAUAGAGUUGCAGCAGCAAUAAAAGGACAUCCUCUUUAUUUCAUUAUCUGUGUACUUUAGUAAGCCUGUGUCUCCAACCGUUACCAAACAGAAAGGAAAAUCAACGUAUUUAAUAGUAACUAGGCACAGAGGAAACAAUAGGCAAAUAGAAAAAGUAUAAUAAAUUAGGGCAAGGAACAGUGUUGUGGCUUGUUAACAUCGGCAGUGGGAGAAUAUAUCCAAAGCUAAAAAGUGAAAUCCAGAAAUAAAACAUGGUUAAUAAGUAUAUCACCCCACCCCCCACCCCCAAUGAUGCCAAGAAUUGUUUUUAUAACCUUGUUUCAAGUUGCAGGAAAUAAGGGAGCUAUCUGUAUCUUGUAGGAGAGAUAUAAACAUCUUCCUGAAGCUCUGACCUGACCAUUUUCGUAGGAAGUAAUACAGGGUGUAUAGGGUUAAGAUUGAGAGAGAGAAGGUACAGAGUGAAACCAGGAAACAAGGUAGGGGUACAUUUUCCAAGGCCAUCACACCUAAAUGAGUAUGAGAUGCUACCAUCCGUCCUUCAGCAGUAUGUAUAGAUCAGAUCUUGAAGAUGGUCUAUCUGGGAGUGUUCCAUGCUUCUCUCCCCCUGGCUAAUCCCAUCUGCCUCUGUUGGUAGAGAUUCUGCAGCACAGGACAGGAAGGCAGUUAAGGGUGUUUGUAACAAAAAGGGCAAGUAAGGCCCUCUCAAGUCAUUAUAUGAAGUUUAUUGUGACAGUAAACCGCUGCUGUUGCUUCGCCAUAGUUUUCUCCAUUUCAUGAAAACUAACUUUUCCAAACUAAGAUUUGAUACAUCUAAUGUGACAAAGGCUUUGUUGCUACUUAUGAAACUGGAGCAUUUCCGUGGUUUAUGGUGAUAAAGCAGAAUAUUUGAAAAUCAAACAGUUUUGGGAAGCCUGGAACAUGACUACCAUACCCAGAGAUGAUUACCAGGGAGGCAGAGUUCUUAGGCCUCUGGGGAAGUGGUACUUUCUUCAAUAAAUCUUUUUCUAACUUUA
This is a messenger RNA of Balaenoptera ricei (Rice's whale), 4473 nucleotides long. It is a transcript of the gene HOMEZ, whose product is annotated as homeobox and leucine zipper encoding. Lineage: Eukaryota; Metazoa; Chordata; Mammalia; Artiodactyla; Balaenopteridae. Gene Ontology annotation, cellular component: nucleus. Bases 161 to 1798 code for a protein of 545 amino acids. The record is from RefSeq and is a predicted model, not a curated record. The transcript is spliced from 2 exons. Gene Ontology annotation, molecular function: DNA-binding transcription factor activity, RNA polymerase II-specific; DNA binding. Gene Ontology annotation, biological process: regulation of transcription by RNA polymerase II.